Molecule: messenger RNA, 399 nt
Organism: Mucor velutinosus
Lineage: Eukaryota; Fungi; Mucoromycota; Mucoromycetes; Mucorales; Mucoraceae
Exons: 3
Coding region: 1-399 (132 amino acids)
Source: RefSeq, a predicted model, not a curated record
AUGGGGUUUUCUUAUUUUUUCGAUACUAGCGCAAAUCAGUUGCACAUUCAGCUCACUGAUGCAGCAUCAUUCUUCUCAAUGAAAAGAUCAUUCUCGAUUCCAUUUGAACAUAUUGUGUUGCCCAUCAUUGCAAAACCUGAAGCAGCUCAGCGAGUAUUCUUGGGCUUUCACUUUGGUACUCGAAUUCCCGGUGUUUUCAAUGCAGGUACUUUUUACUCUCUUGAUAUGCCAAGCAACAUGAGGAAGACGUUCAUCUAUAUGAGACGCCCUCAUAGAACUAUCCAGAUUAAUACUAAAAAUGAAGACUACAAGCGAUUGAUCUUGGAGGUUCCUAAUGAUUUCAUGGACCUGGAAGAAGAGGCAAACAGACUUACACAAUUGAUUGAAAAAAGCCAAUAA